GCCACGAUGCUGGGUCUGUUGUGAUUCGGCUGAAGAAAGAGACAAUCCUGGUGAAGCAACUAAGAUCCGCAUGACGUCUGAUUAUAAAGAUGGCGUUUAUUAAAGAGGAGAGUGAAGACAUGAUACUUGAAGAAACAUUCAGAGUGAAACAAGAAGAUACUGAGGACAAAACAGAACUGAUGCCACUGAAAGAGGAAAGUAACAUACUGAAUGAUACAGAAGAGAAAGAUCAAUAUGAGAAACAUCACGAUUUCAUAACUGGAGAUGAAUCUUUUAGGUGCUCACAGACUGAAAAUACUUCUUCACGAAAGAAAGUUCAUACGAUAGGAACAAGAAGUUAUUUUGCUUGCUCUCAGUGUGGGGAGAGUUUCAGUCGACAUGGAAACCUCCAGGUCCACCUAAAACUUCACAACAGAGACAAGUCUUACACCUACCCUCAAUGUGGAAAGCAAGAUGGAAACCUUAAGGUCCACAUGCAGAUUCACAGUGGGGAGAGCCCCUUUACCUGCCAACAGUGUGGAAACAUAUUCACUCAAAAGGGAAGCCUUAACAGGCACAUGAAAAUUCACAUUGGAGAGAAGCCUUACACAUGUCCUCAGUGUGGAAAGAGUUUUAAUCAACAUGGAAACCUUGAAGUCCACAUGAGAGUUCACACUGGAGAGAGCCCUUUCACCUGUCAACAGUGUGGAAAAAGUUUUAAUCGAAAAGGAAACCUUAAUUAUCACAUGAGAGUUCACACUGGGGAGAGUCCUUUCACCUGCCAACAGUGUGGAAUAAGUUUCACUGCAAAAGGAAGCCUUACCAGGCACAUCAGAAUUCACACUGGAGAGAAGCCUUACACAUGCCCUCAAUGUGGAGAGUGUUUCGAACAACAUGGAAACCUUAAAGUCCACAUGAGAAUUCACACUGGAGAAAAGCCUUACACAUGCCCUCAGUGUGGAAAGAGUUUCGAUCAACAUGGAAACCUAAAAGUCCAUAUGAGAGUUCACACUGGAGAAAAGCCUUACAGAUGCACACAGUGUGGAAAGAGUUUCGAUCAACAUGGAAACCUUAAAGCCCACAUGAGAGUUCACACUGGGGAGAAGCCUUACAUAUGCACUCAGUGUGGUAAAAGUUUCACUCAAAAAGGACACCUUGAAGUCCACAUGAGAAUUCACAAUGGAGAGAAGCCUUUCACCUGCCAAAAAUGUGGAAAAAGUUUCAGCCGAAAAGGAAUCCUUAACAAGCACAUAAAAAUUCACACUGGAGCGGAGGAGCUUGGAUCAACAUGGGCGCCUUGAAGUCCACAUGAGAAUUCACAAUGGAGAGAACUGUCUUAUAUAUCAUCAGUGUGGAGUAAGUGUCACUGUGUAAAAAUGUGCAGAAACAAAGCAAGAGAAUAGAGAAUAUUUAUUUAUUUGCUGCAUAUUACGCAGAUGCCACACAGAUCUAGUAGAAAAUGUGACUUCUUUCCCAGCUGUUUAUCUUCAGACAUAAACAACUGUUUUUUAUAACUCUUGUGUUUUAAACAAACACCUGUGUAUUUGAUGGUUUAAGUGCAAUAAGACGUGAAAGAGAACUUAUUUUAGUACUCGCAUGCCAUAUGAUAGCUGCUUUCUGUGCAAGUGCUUUGGAUGUGUGCGCUCAGAAAACCCUGUACCAGAAGUUUAAACUAAUAUGGUUUAAUCAAAUCAAAUCAAACAGAUGUUUAUUUUUGUUUUUUGUUUUUUGCCAGAGUAUCUGAGUUACAAGCUGUAAAGGCACAGCCCUUUUCGGGAAAAUGGGACGAGGAGCAGCAGCUCAUUUGCAGUUAAAGAGACAUGCAUGAAAACAGCAUGCUUCUGCUUCAAAGUGAUAUAAUAAAUGAUUUGUGGGGUAUUUUGAGCUGGAAUUCACAGACACAUUCUGGGGACACCUGAGACUUAUAUUACAUAUUGUAAAAAGGGGCAUAAUAGGUCUCCUUUAAGGUUCACAAAAUCAUAAAAGACAACACAUGAAAUGCAGUUUCAGAUGUUUCUUGAGUAUGAACUAUGAACUUCUAUGAAGGUUUUUUUUUUUUUCACCAAUAAAUAUAUAAUAGUAUUUGUAAAAAUUAUGUUUUUCCAUCCUCAUUUUUACUCUCUGUGAACAACACUCAACUUCAAGGGUGUUAUCUCUUAGAAGACUGCACCUUACCAUCCCAAAACGGAUGGACCUGUGUAGAGAUUGAAUCGAACUCUUGUUCAAAUGCUCUGUAAGUUUGUCAGUGACAUAGGGUUUAUUUGGGAUCUGUGGUUAACUUAUUUAUUAUUUGAAUACAGAUAAGUUUCAUAGGUUUUUUUUCUCCGUUUCAGUUGAUGACCUUGUGUCUUUGUUGAUCACAGACAUCUAGUAACAAUAAUGCCAUUGAUUAAAUGUUGCAAAUGAGAGAGAAAUUAAAGAAAAUGACUGGGGUUAACAGCAGAACAUUUGCAAUAUCCACAAAGUAAGCAGAAAUGCUGGCAUGAUGGGAAGGCAAGGCAGCGGUCCUCUGAAAUUAUGUCAGCAGGUUUUAGUCAUUCCUCCAAAAAAGCGAACAAAUUGCGUAAAUGGCAGGGUCUGUUAAAGGUCACUAAGAAUUUAGGUUCUAAAUUGUUACUUCUGGUGUGUCACAUUAUCAUAGAACAUUGCAUAUUAAUCUCUUGAACAGUUCCAGUUACAGACUCUGGCUCCGAACCAGCAUUUGAACUGCCUUGGUGGAAAAGGGGUAUUAGACACUCCUCACCAUGCAACACCUCUUCCAGUAGAUUAGUGCAAAAGUGUUCACUUUUAAAAAGAAUGAGAUUCAGGUGUUGAACUGUCUCACUAGAAUGAAUCUGAUUUUUCAAAGCUGCAUGUGAAGGAGGAAUCUGCUCACUAGUGUAAAUUGUACUUGUGUACCUAAAAGCUCUAUGUGCAAGAGAGAGUCUACAGUGUGUUUAGUAUGUUAAACCCAAAAUACCACUAACAAAUCAUAAAUCAAAUCAUAUUCAGUAGAUUGAAUCCCAGACUAGCUUUCCCAGACUAGAGGUUAGAUACAUCCUGUGGCUCAUGUGAGUAGAAAACUGUAUGAGACAAGGCACUCUGUUAUUGAAAACAAGUGUUUGGCACUGAAGUAGGCUCUUAAUUCUUCUAAAUAAUAUCUGUUGGGACAAGAAUUUGUCAUUGAAACAGAUCAUAAAACACUCCAAUGGACUGACAAAAUGAAAGAUAACAAUGUUAAUAUACCUCAGAGUUUGGCUAGGCUUAGUCCCCUUGAUCUCAAAAAGCACACUAGUGACUGAUGCUAGAGGCUGCAUUCUUUAUAGCUUCCUUGUUAACAUGCCCACCUCCCACACUGGUUUCAAUCCCACUCUGAACCUGAGGGGCUACAUACGCAACCUUUCCAUGUAAUGGCAAGACAUCGGCCAGAGUCUAUAAACAUGACAAACCAUUAUCCAGGCGUUUGUUGUCCGCAGCUCACUGAUGCCAGAGGUGAGUUGGUUGGUGAUUGGUGAGGUGACUGGCCAUUGCUUUCAAGAAAUCUACAGAUAUGUCUGUGAUUGGCUUCCAAAAACACAUUGUAAAUAGAAACCUUUAAGAUAUGCAAAGCCCCACCCUACAGGUGGGCAAGAUUGGUUGCAUGCUUGUGACGUAUAGCAAACAGGCGGCUUCAAACCUAUAUUUUUGAGACUGUCUUUGGUACACCACAGUUUUAAGCAGAAAAUG
This is a messenger RNA of Labeo rohita (rohu), 3684 nucleotides long. RefSeq names its product zinc finger protein 239. Lineage: Eukaryota; Metazoa; Chordata; Actinopteri; Cypriniformes; Cyprinidae. Gene Ontology annotation, biological process: regulation of transcription by RNA polymerase II. The record is from RefSeq and is a predicted model, not a curated record. The transcript is spliced from 3 exons. Gene Ontology annotation, molecular function: RNA polymerase II cis-regulatory region sequence-specific DNA binding; DNA-binding transcription factor activity. Bases 90 to 1280 code for a protein of 396 amino acids.